AUGCAACUCCACCCACAUCCCCGUCACGCCAGCAUUCGGAACCCUCUCGCACGAAAGGCCGCUGUAGCUGCACCCACAGGCAGCAUUGAGCAACAAUUAGCGGAGCGGAACGAGAAGAUCAGUUUGCUGAUGGCAGAAGGCCAAUCUCUAGCCACCACUGAGCAAAAACAUCGCUCGUUGAUUAAACGGAUAACAGCCCAGAGGGCAGAAAGUGAUCUGAAGCUUGCGAAGCUCAAGACCGAGCAUGAGAACCUCAUGUCAAAAAUGGAACUCAAAUUUGAUGGUGUGCAACUCGCCUUGGAGACAUCGCGCAGAAACAUCUCGGAUUUAAACAAUGAGAUAAUAUAUCUCCGAGGGGAGUCUUCUACCAAGGACGGAAAAAUAGCUAGCUUGAAGGCUGAACUCGAGAAUUCAGGACAUCUGCUAGGAAACACCACCUCGGAGGCUGAUGAUGGACUUCUUGCAGAAGCGCGACUACGCAUCGCGGAACUUGAGUUGGCCCUUACUACCAGGAUAUCAGAUCAGAAGGCUACGCUAGACGGUGUUCACGCAGACCUUAAAGAAUACCGCCGCCGGGCGGAGAUGAACCAAAAGUUGUACCUUCAAACAAAGACAGAACUGGAGACCUCUGAGAAUAAACUAGAGGGCCUGCGGAUUAUCAUCGAAGAAACAACUAACAUCAGUGGAGGCCCGCAAUCAAACCUUCUUCGCCAGAUCGAGACCCUCCAAUCCCAGCAUGCGAUAGCUCGUGAAAACUGGCAAGGCAUAGAAGCGAGCCUCCUAUCUAAAAUUGCGUCCCAAGACCGGGAGCGGGGUGAGAUGCUCUCAAGAGAGGCGGAAUUUAGAAAGAAGGCCAAAGACCUGGUAACAUACUCCGAACAAUUUCCGAAUUGGAAGGGCAAUAGUUAA
This is a messenger RNA of Parascedosporium putredinis, 909 nucleotides long. The record is from the annotation of a GenBank genome assembly. Lineage: Eukaryota; Fungi; Ascomycota; Sordariomycetes; Microascales; Microascaceae.